This is a messenger RNA of Chrysochloris asiatica (Cape golden mole), 1470 nucleotides long. RefSeq names its product FBJ murine osteosarcoma viral oncogene homolog B (gene FOSB). The record is from RefSeq and is a predicted model, not a curated record. Gene Ontology annotation, molecular function: DNA-binding transcription factor activity, RNA polymerase II-specific; RNA polymerase II cis-regulatory region sequence-specific DNA binding. Gene Ontology annotation, biological process: regulation of transcription by RNA polymerase II. NCBI's taxonomy places the organism in Eukaryota, Metazoa, Chordata, Mammalia, Afrosoricida, Chrysochloridae. The transcript is spliced from 4 exons. Gene Ontology annotation, cellular component: nucleus. Bases 166 to 1182 code for a protein of 338 amino acids.
UUGUUGGAGCGGGACACUGCCCCCUCACCGAGUCUCCCCGGACUGCGCACUUUGGGGACGCGCUCGGAUCACCUCGGACUCGCACCUUCCGUCUUCCACCCGGCUAUAGCCUUGGCUUCCCGGCGACCCCAGCGUGGUCACAGGGGCCCCCCUGUGCCCAGGGAAAUGUUUCAGGCUUUCCCCGGAGACUACGACUCCGGCUCCCGGUGCAGCUCCUCGCCCUCCGCCGAGUCUCAGUAUCUGUCUUCAGUGGACUCCUUCGGCAGUCCACCCACCGCUGCCGCCUCCCAGGAGUGCGCCGGUCUCGGGGAAAUGCCCGGUUCCUUCGUGCCCACGGUCACCGCCAUCACAACCAGCCAGGACCUCCAGUGGCUUGUGCAACCCACCCUCAUCUCUUCCAUGGCCCAGUCCCAGGGGCAGCCACUGGCCUCCCAGCCCCCGGCGGUCGACCCCUAUGACAUGCCGGGGACCAGCUACUCCACUCCAGGCAUGAGUGGCUACAGCAGUGGUGGAACCAGUGGUAGUGGUAGGCCUUCAACCAGCGGGACCGCCAGCGGAUCUAGGCCUGCCCGCCCAACCCGUGCCCGGCCCAGGAGACCCCCAGAGGAGACGCUCACGCCUGAAGAGGAGGAGAAGCGAAGGGUUCGUCGGGAAAGGAACAAACUGGCGGCAGCGAAGUGUAGGAACCGUCGACGGGAGUUGACCGACCGACUGCAGGCGGAGACAGAUCAGCUGGAGGAAGAAAAGGCCGAACUGGAGUCCGAGAUCGCCGAGCUUCAAAAGGAGAAGGAGCGUCUGGAGUUUGUGCUGGUGGCCCACAAACCGGGCUGCAAGAUCCCCUUCGAUGAGGGGCCCGGGCCUGGUCCGAUGGCGGAGGUGAGAGAUUUGCCGGGGUCCGCAUCCGCUAAGGAAGAUGGUUUCGGCUGGCUGCUGCCGCCCCCGCUACCACCGCCCCUGCCCUUCCAGACCAGCCAAGACGCAGCUCCCAACCUGACAACUUCUCUCUUUACACACAGUGAAGUUCAAGUCCUCGGCGACCCUUUCCCCGUUGUUAACCCUUCGUACACUUCCUCGUUUGUCCUCACCUGCCCGGAAGUCUCAGCGUUUGCCGGCACCCAACGCACCAGCGGCAGUGACCAGCCCUCCGACCCCCUGAACUCGCCCUCUCUUCUUGCUCUGUGAACUCUUUAGACACACAAAACAAAAACACAGGGAGAGAGAAACAGAAGAGGAGGAGGAGGACAGGGCAAGAGACAAGUGGGUGUGUGGCCUCCCAGCCUCUUCUGUCUGACCCUUUGCCGCCACUGCCACCGGACAGGACAGGACUUCCUUGUGUUUUGUGCCCUAGCCUCUUGUUUCCGUGUCCGGCAAGACCAGAGAGCUGGUGACUUUGGGGGCAGGGAGUGGGGAGGGGACAGACAUCCUGGGCCGACUGAUGGCCUCUCACCUCAACCCAACCUCUGGGAAUGG